AUGCCGGUUGGRUUCUUUCCMUCAGAUGUUAAMCUGAAGSUGUUUAAGGAGCCUGACUUKARCRGUUUGAGYUCCAUGCUGGUSAGAGAAGACAUCGGUCUGCUCUUCAUCGGAGCCAGAGGAAAGGUCAUCACGCUCAGUUUGGAUGACAUCACCAAGAAGACCAGCGAGACUAACUGGACGGCAAGAUCUGAAGACAAAUUAAAGUGCCUGGAGAAAGGCAAUAGCACCAAGGAAUGUGACAACUACAUCACAAUGAUGCACACUCUGGAUGAUGGCAGAAUUCUGGUUUGUGGAACCAAAGCAYUYGAWCCKACCUGCACACACCUGAUGGUCGACAAAGGACAUAUCACCAUGGAGAACACAACUCACAGUGGCAUAGGGAUAAUUCCCUCUAACCCCAGARAAAAAUUCUCCUCCUUUAUGGAAGAAGGAAAGACGUUAUAUACCGCAAAAGAAAAUGUUUUCCAAAGACAUGGGAGCAGAGAGAUGAAGAAUGCAAUGGGACACAAUUUUUUCCAUGAUCCCGCCAUGAUUUCCAUACACAUGGUUGAAAUAAGCAAAACUUCAGAGGACAAAGAGGACGACCACUUGUUCUUGUUCUUCACCGAGAAAAGUGCUGAAUUGAACGAAGUUAAAACGUCGAGAGUUGCACGAGUGUGUAAAAGCGACGAGGGAGGAAAAGGUGUCUUGUUGAAAGAGUGGACUUCUUUCCUGAAAGCCCGUCUGGACUGCCCGUUUGAAGACAUAGGCUCUUACUCUCUGAUGCAGGACGUCUUUUUUCUACGAGAUAAAAAUAAUAUAAUGGACAGCAUCUUCUACGCAACAUUCACCAUAAACCCGAAGCCGUUCAGUUCCUGCAGUCAGUUCGCUGUCUGCGCCUACAAGCUGUCAGACAUCCAGGAAGUUUUUAGGGGGGACUUUAAGGCCACUGAUAAUACUGGCAAUUGGGUCAUUUACAAAGGACCACGGGAUACCCUCUAUCCUAAUUCAUGUAUUAAUGAUGGAAUGCGAGCCGUGGGUGUGAAGGUCUCGAAGAACCUAGAGGACACAGUCCAUAAUUUUAUGAUGAGUCACUCUCUGAUGCACAAAGAGGUGACCCCGAUCACUGGGAGGCCCCUGCUGGUCCAGUCUACAGCCCAGUUCUCCAGAAUCGUUGUUGACAAAGUAACCUCUCUGGAUGGACAGCAGCACAUCAUCAUGCUUAUUGGCAACAGUAAGUAA
Poecilia reticulata (guppy) is the source of this 1224-nucleotide messenger RNA. The record is from RefSeq and is a predicted model, not a curated record. Lineage: Eukaryota; Metazoa; Chordata; Actinopteri; Cyprinodontiformes; Poeciliidae.